Molecule: messenger RNA, 7836 nt
Organism: Callithrix jacchus (white-tufted-ear marmoset)
Lineage: Eukaryota; Metazoa; Chordata; Mammalia; Primates; Cebidae
Source: RefSeq, a predicted model, not a curated record
AGAGCCGUUGUAGGUCCUGGCAGUGAGAAAAGUGUAGGUGUGGGAAUUAGGAGGUGCAGCCCUGCCCCACGCCUGUUGGGUAAUCCUGAGCAUCAGCCCAUUGCCAGGCAUGGGCACCAGGCUCUGGGAGGAUCGCAGUCAGCCCAGGAGGGCUGAGGACAGGAGGUGGGAGCAGAGCCGGCACGUCGGGAGGCAGCAUGUCCAAGGAAGAGGGUGGAAGUGCGGUGAAGGGCCCGGGAGCAGAGCCCACACUGGGAUCCCGCUGGGCUUCCCCUGGGCCCUCUGGCUAAAGCCCAGAGAGGUUCACGCCCUGGGGCAGUCUCCUCUCUGCCAACCCACCCCCACCUGCCACUUGUGCCCAUGGAUGCCAGUCCCGGAGCUCUCUCCUCCACUUCUGCUUCCUUCCAGGACCAGCUGAGUGCCACCCCCCCUCCCCAGAGCAGGUGCCAAACCCUCCUCAGUGCUAGGGCAUGCCUAUGGCUUCAGUUUCCCCAUCUGCCACCUCAAAGCUCUGUGAUUUCUGACGCAAAGACCCCUCCGAGUUCCUCGUUUAGUCCCAGAAGGGAGGAAGAUCCAGGGGAGACCCUGUUCCAUCUGGGUGGUCUGGGUGAAGGAGUGGCCAGGUGCCAAUGUGGGUGGGUAUGUGUGUACAAGGAGGGGAAGAGCAGGGAAGAGCUGGGAUGGCGGGCAAAGGGGUCACCCGAGGUAUGGAGUAUGCUGGACUUCCAGUGCACCGAGACGGGAAAUCCCUCCUUGGAGUGGGGGAGGUCAAGCCCAGGGCCCUCCCUCAUGGGUGCACCUGGGAGGCAGGUGAGCGGAGUGGGUGCAGGCAGCCCCAGCCCCCGUGGGGUCAUUCUGUGUGUGUGUGAGGUGGGGGGUGCCUGUGAACUCCCAUGGGUGCAGCUGGGGCAAGGGUGUGCAGACGCUGGGGUGGCUGGAGGGUGCCCAUGAAGGAUGGGCAGCCCUGGCUACGCAGUUCAUGCUGCACCCUCCGGCAGAACGGACCCAUUUGAGGACACGCUGCGGCGACUGAGGGAGGCCUUCCACUCGGGGUGCACUCGGCCGGCCGCGUUCCGGGCUGAGCAACUCCAGGCUCUCGGCCGCUUCCUUCAAGAAAAUAAGCAGCUUCUGCACGACGCGCUGGCCCAGGACCUGCACAAGUCAGCCUUCGAUUCAGACAUAUCUGAGCUCAUCAUUUGCCAGAAUGAGAUCAACCUCGCUCUCAAGAACCUGCAGGCCUGGAUGAAGGACACGCCAGCGUCCACUAACUUGUUCACAAAGCUGGACUCAGCCUUCGUCCGGAAGGAGCCCUUUGGCCUGGUCCUCAUCAUCGCACCCUGGAACUACCCCAUUAACCUCACCCUGGUGCCCUUGGUGGGCGCUCUCGCCGCAGGGAACUGCGUGGUGCUGAAACCAUCAGAAAUCAGUCAGGGCACAGAGAAGAUCUUGGCUGAGGUGCUGCCACGGUACCUGGACCAGAGUUGCUUUGCCGUGGUGCUGGGCGGGCCUGAGGAGACGGGGCAGCUGCUGAAGCACAAGUUCGACUACAUCUUCUUCACAGGGAGCCCUCGCGUGGGCAAGAUUGUCAUGACGGCUGCAGCCAAGCACCUGACGCCCGUCACCCUGGAGCUAGGGGGCAAGAACCCCUGCUAUGUGGACGACAACUGCGACCCCCAGAUCGUGGCCAACCGUGUGGCCUGGUUCCGCUACUUCAACGCCGGCCAGACCUGCGUGGCCCCUGACUACCUCCUGUGUAGCCCUGAGAUGCAGGAGAGGCUGCUGCCCGCCCUGCAGAGCGCCAUCACCCGUUUCUAUGGCGACGACCCCCAGAGCUCCCCAAAUCUGGGCCGCAUCAUCAACCAGAAACAGUUCCAGCGGCUGCGGGCACUGCUGGGCUGUGGCCGCGUGGCCAUCGGGGGCCAGAGCGACGAGUGCGAUCGCUACAUCGCCCCCACGGUGCUGGUGGAUGUGCAGGAGAUGGAGCCGGUGAUGCAGGAGGAGAUCUUCGGGCCCAUCCUACCCAUCAUGAAUGUGCAGGGCAUGGACGAGGCCAUCGAGUUCAUCAACCGGAGGGAGAAGCCCCUGGCCCUGUACGCCUUCUCCAACAGCAGCCAGGUUGUGAACCAGAUGUUGGAGCGGACCAGCAGUGGCAGCUUUGGAGGCAAUGACGGCUUCAUCUACAUGACUCUGCCGUCCCUGCCCCUGGGGGGCGUCGGCCACAGCGGGACGGGCCGGUACCACGGCAAGUUCACCUUCGACACCUUCUCCCACCACCGCGCCUGCCUGCUCUGCCCCGCUGGCCUAGAGGAGCUCAACAACAUCCGCUACCCUCCCUAUUCCCACAGCAUGCAGGAGCUGGUCCGCUGGGCCCUGGGCUCCCACAGCUGCACCCUCCUGUGAGCACCCUGCCCGCCUCCAACGGGUCGCACAGAGAAACCUGAGUCUAGCCCUGAGGGGCUCUGUGCCCCUCAACUCACAUUGAUCCUCCAGACCGUGGGGUCCCCCAGCCUGAGGUUGGUGGAGCUGUCACAUGACUGCAUCCUGGCUGCCGGGAUUGAAAACAAGGUCCUGCUUCUAUCUGGGGGACGCCAUUCGUUCGAGAGAGGCCAAGAGGCCGCAAAACGUGCCAAGUGUCCCCACUCACCCCACCCUCCCCAAUUCCAGCCCUUUGCUCUCUCAGUCACGGUUGGCCAGGCCCAGUCCUGUGAUAGCUUUACCCCGGGAAGGACAGUGCCCUGCCUUUUUUUUUUUGAGAUGGAGUUUCGCUCUUGUUACCCAGGCUGGAGUGCAAUGGCGCGAUCUUGGGUCACCGCAAACUCCGCCUCCUGGGUUCAGGUAAUUCUCCUGCCUCAGCCUCCCGAGUUGCUGGGACUACAGGCAUGCGCCACCAUGCCCAGCUAAUUUUUUGUAUUUUUAGUAGAGACGGGGUUUCACCAUGUUGACCAGGGUGGUCUCGAUCUCUUGACCUCGUGAUCCACCCGCCUCGGCCUCCAAAACUUCUGGGAUUACAGGCGUGAGUCACUGUGCCCGGCCAGUGCCCUGCCUUCUUAGGGGCAGCAGCGCUGAAGGGUUCAGAGCGUGGAGUUCUCUCCUCUAGGCACGCACAGGUCCACCUCUGCCCCAUCCCAGCCGCACCGGCACCGCCUCCCCCAGGGACCCUCCCACAUCUCACACCGGUCUCUGCACCACUCCCUGGCUCACACUGCACCCUGCACUCACCUGCAGCUGCUGCGUCCACUGGGAAAGCUGGGGUCGGCCUCACUCCACUGCGCAGCGUUACUGGGGCCUGUGGCAAGUCCCUUGACUUCUCUGAGCCUCAGUUUCCUUAUGUGAAAGUUGCUGGAACCAAAAUGGAGUCACUUACGUCAAAUGCUAACAAAAUGGAGUCGGGGAGGUCACAAGGAAGCCCUCACACACAUGCCCGCAACAGGAUUUCUCACAAGACACUCCUGCACUUAGAUGAGACGCAGGGCAUAUGGAGAGCACGUCCUGAGCCUGUAGCAUUCCCCGUGAACUGCAGACGCUUCCCUAGCACGGCCGUCUCUAACUCCUGCGAUCAGCUUGUGACCUAUGAACCUUGUUUCAAAGCCGCUAACACGGCCUUCUGCUUUAAAAGCGUCCCCGUGGCUGCGGCCCCCAGUGUGUAGCUGGGGUCCGUCCUCACACUCCCAGUGAUCCUCUGGUCUUCCCAAAUAAACUCAUCUAUUCUGGAGAGCCUGCCUCUCUGAGGCUGAACUUACCUUGUAGAAUGGGGUCUCCACACAUCUGGAUCCUAAAGGAAAUCUCAGAUUUAGAACGAUGUUGCGGAGUCUGCUGUCAAACCUUGGCUCAAGCGUCUCUCUCGGUCUCCCAAGCUGCGAUUACGGGCGUGAGCCACCAUGCCCAGCCCACAUUUCUAAAAUACGGUAUUUCAGUCCAAACCUUGCUAAUAUAAUCACUGUUUCUAAUUGUAUCCAGCUUACAGAGGGCAGGGAUUUAUUUUAAUUUUAAUUUUUGGCUGAUCUUAUAUAAAUAAGAAUAUUCAUGAAUAGUUUCUGAAUUUUGUGGGAAUCAAAUAGGGAGAAAAAGUGAAUCCUUCCACCUUUGUUCACAAAGGACACUUGGUCAAGUUAUUGCAGAUGUCAACCCAGAGAGUCAGACUCUGUACAAUAUUUGAAGAGAUUUAAUCUGACCAUGGCCCGUGACACAGCCCUUAGGAGAUCCUGAGGACAUAAGCCCAAGGUGGUCGGGUCACAGCUUGGAUUUAUACAUUUCAGGGAGACAUAAGGCAUCCAUCAAUACGUACAAGAUAUAUGUUGGUUUGGGCCAGAAAGAUUGGACCACUCAAAGCUGGGGCACUGUACUCCAGCCUGGGCGACAGAGUGAGACCAUGACUCAAAAAUGAAGAAUAACCGUGAGUGACAAAGCCCGGAACAGCCAGGCCGAGAUCUGAAGACGGCUGACGAUUGACAGGAGGUUUAAGCAUUUCCGCAGCAUACAACCACCCAACACGGUGAUCACAGUCAUGGAUGUAUCCUGGCACACCAGAGUUUGAGGACUUCGGACCAUUGCCCACGUUUUAGUGACACACUUACACAGACAUUACUUACGGGAAGUUAAACACCAUUUCUGUCUGGCAAUGCUUCCCGUGUUACUCACCGAAUAAGCCCGGUCAUUUAAUCUCUCCACAAGAUGCGAUACACAAACUUUGAGGCACUCCAGGAGGCCCUUCUGGAAGAAUCUCAAAGUUGAUUUUAGGCCAGAUGGCUUAAUUUAGGAUUUGGAUCCUGGGAAAACCUUCGAUCUAAAGAUGUCAGAAAGUUGGAAUGACUUUCUUCAACCAAAUCAGAGAUCACUGCUAAAUAAUAGUUACUCAUUUAACCACAGUGACAAUCAAAAGACUUCAAAAGGAAGGCCGGGCGAGGUGGCUCACGCUGUGAUCUCAGCACGUUGGGAGGCCGAGGUGGCAGAUCAUGUGGUCAGCCUGGACCAACAUGGUAAAACCCCAUCUCUACUAAAAAUACAAAAAUUAGCUGGUCAUGGUGGCGGGCACCUGUAAUCCCAGCUACUCGGGAGGCUGAGGCAGGAGAAUUGCUUGUAUCCAGGAGUCGGAGGCUUCGGUGAGCCGAGAUAGCGCCACUGCACUCCAGCCUGGACGACAGAGCAAGACUCCGUCUCAGAACAAACAAACAAAAGACUUUAAAAGCAAUACGGAAAGUUCCAUGCAUGGGAAAACCUUUAAAGCUCAGUCUCCCUAAGCAACCUGUGUUUCCUAGGCCAGUAAGCAGGGAAUACAUUAGUAAUACCACAGGAAGUCCUGGUGACAUGAAACAACUCAGCCGCAUUAAGAAAAACUGAGAACACAGAAUGAAUCUACACUGGCACAGUGCCGGGGCGCGGUGGCUCACGCUUCUAAUUCCAACAUCCCAACACUUUGGGAGGCUGAGGUGGGUGGAUCACAAGAUCAGGAGUUCAAAACCAGUCUGACUAACAUGGUGAAAUCCCUUCUCUACCAAAAAUAGAAAAAUGAGCUGGGUGUGGUGGCACGCACCUGUAAUCCCGGCUACUCGGGAGGCUGAGGCAGGAGAAUGGCUUGAACCCUGGAGAUGGAAGUUGCAGUGAGCCAAGAUUGCACCACUGCACUCCAGCCUGGGCGAACGAGUGAGACUCCAUCUCAAAAAAAAAGAAAAAAAAACAAAAAUAAAAACAAACAAACAAAAAAACCUGUUACAAAUAAUUUCAUCUAAUUAUAGCCAACAUGUUCUUUUUUAAAAGAAGAAAUAUAUAUUUGUUAUCGUAUUUUAGGUUCUGGGUUACAUGUGCAGAUCAUGCAGGAUUGUUGCGUAGGUACAUACAUGGCAACGUGGUUUGCUGCUUCCAUCCGCCAUCACCUAUAACCGGCAUUUCUCCCUCUGUUAUUCCUCCCCAAUCUCUCUACCCCCCACUGUCGCUUCCCUAGUCCCCCCGCAAUAGGCCCCAGUGUGUGAUGCUCCCCUCCCUGUGUCCAUGUGUUCUCAUUGUUCAACACCCACCUAUGAGUGAGAGAGAAUAUGCGGUGUUUGAUUUCUGUUCUUGUGUCAGUUUGCUGAGAAUGAUGGUUUCCAGAUUCAACCAUGUCCCUACAGAGGACAAUAACUCAUCAUUUUUUAUGGCUGCAUAGUAUUCCAUGGUGUAUAUGUGCCACAUUUUCCCUGUCCAGUCUAUCAUCAAUGGGCAUUUGGGUUGGUUCCAGGUCUUUGCUAUUGUAAACAGUGCCGCAAUGAGCAUACGUGUGCAUGUGUCUUUAUAAUAGAACGAUUUAUAAUCCUUUGGAUAUAUACCCAGUAGUGGGAUUGCGGUGUCAAAUGGAAUUUCUAUUUCUAGGUCCUUAAGGAAUUGCCACACUGUCUUCCAUAAUUUACACUCCCACCCACAGUGUAAAAGUGUUCCUAUUUCUCCACAUCCUCUCCAGCAUCUGUUGUCUCCAGAUUUUUUAAUGAUCGCCGUUCUAACUGGCGUGAGAUGGUAUCUCAAUGUAGUUUUGAUUUGCAUUUCUCUAAUGACCAGUGAUGAUGAGCAUUUUUUCAUAUGUUUGUUGGCCUUAUGUAUGUCUUCUUUUGAAAAGUGUCUUUUCAUGUCCUUCGCCCACUUUUGAAUGGGCUUGUUUGUUUUUUUUUUGUAAAUCUGUUUUAGUUCUUUGUAGAUUCUGGAUAUUAGCCCUUUGUCAGAUGGGUAGAUUGUAAAAUUUUUUCCCAUUCUGUUGGUUGUGGGUUCACUCUGAUGACUGUUUCUUUUGCUGUACAGAAGCUCUGCAGUUUAAUUAGAUCCCAUUUGUCUAUUUUGGCUUUUGUUGCCAGUGCUUUUGGUGUUUUAGUCAUGAAGUCCUUGCCUGUCUAUGUCCUGAAUGGUUUUGCAGAGGUUUUCUUCUAGGGUUUUUACAGUGUUAGGUCUUAUGUUUAAGUCUUUAAUCCAUCUGGAGUUAAUUUUAGUGUAAGGUGUCAGGAAGGAGUCUAGUUUCAGCUUCUGCACAUGGCUAGCCAGUUUUCCCAACACCAUUUAUUCAACAGGGAAUCCUUUCCCCCAUUGCUUAUUUUUGUCAGGUUUGUCAAAGAUCAGAUGGUUGUAGAUGUGUGGUGUUAUUUCCGAGGCCUCUGUUCUGUUCCAUUGGUCUACAUCUCUGUUUUGGUACCAGUACCAAGCUGUUUUGAUUACUGUAGGCUUGUAGUAUAGUUUGAAGUCAGGUAGCGUGAUGCCUCCAGCUUUGUUCUUUUUGCUUAGGAUUGUCUUCGCUAUGUGGGCUCUAUUUUGGUUCCACAUGGAGUUUAAGGUGGUUUUUUCCAUUUCUGUGAAGAGAGUCAUAGGUAGUUGGAUGGGGAUAGUGCUGAAUCUGUAAAUUACUUUGGGCAGUAUGGCCAUUUUCACAAUAUUGAUCCUUCCUAACUAUGAGCAUGGACUGUUUUUCCAUCUGUUUGUGUCCUCUCAUAUUUCCUUGAGCAGUGGUUUGUAGUUCUUUUGAAGAGGACCUUUACAUCCUUGUGACACCCAACAUUUUCAUCGUAAGUUCCCAUUCACGAGCCUUGUCAUGACUUACUCAGACACCUGCGACAUGCUUGGACUGCCUGGUAUUUCCUCUGUCUUAAACGUGCAGUCGUUUCAGUCUAGGACAGACACUGACCAUACAGGAUUCUUUCCUGUACAAAAUUAUUCUCACUGCUUCACAUCCAUAGCUUUCUUUACCUCUCUCUCUCAUCUACUUAUGGGUUCCUUUUACCUUUUUUCUAUUUCUUUCUUAAGUUCGUAUUUAAAAACUCCCUUUAAAUAACUUCUAAAUUACACAAAAUUACUUUUUUCUCAAUAAAGAACAUGUUUUAUACCUUU